AUGUUUGAGCGCCGCGACAUCAGCUCCGUCGGCAUCCUCUUCCAAGAGUAUUUUUCCAUCACCCUCGCCACCUGUGACGGAGCAGUCGACUAUGUCGGCCGCAUGCGCGAGCAGCAGCAGCAGCAGCAGCAGCAGCAGCAACCGCAGCAGCAGCAGCAGCAGCAGCCACAGCAGCAGCAGCAGCAGCAACAGCCGCAGCAGCAGCAGCAGCAGCAGCAGGGGCAGCAGCAGCAGCCGCAACAUCAGCAGCAGCCGCAGCAGCAGCAGGGGCAGCAGCAGCAGCAGCAGCAGCAGCAGCAGCCGCAGCAGCAGCAGCAACAGCAGCGGCAGCAGCAGCAGCAGGAGCAGCAGCAGCAGCAGCAGCAGGGGCAGCAGCAGCAGCAGCAGCCGCAGCGGCAUAGGGCGACUGCCCGCUCCUCACCCUUCCUCCUCCCUCGCAUGCACACCCGCUCCCUUGACCCCAUCCUUGGCGUACCAUCUCCUCCCUCCCUCAACCAACUGGAGGACUCCCAUGAGGAGUUCACCAUGGUUCGGCGACAUACUCCCUCUCUCACCGUGCUUUCCCCUGACCUCCUCGGCGCUCUACUCCUUAGCGCGAUCUCCGCUCCCACCAUCUUCGUCCCCUCCACCUUCCAAGAGGCUAUCACCUGCCCUGACGCCGAUAAGUGGAUAGCCGCCAUCUUCCAGGAAUGUGAAGCAUUCAUCCGCAACGAUUCCUUCGUUGACGUUCCCCUCCCUCCUGACGCCAACCUUGUUGAAGGCAAGUGGAUCUUUCGAGUUAAGCAGCUGCCAGGAGAAGACCCAGUCUACAAAGCCCGCUACGUUGCCAAGGGGUUCACCCAGACCUGGGCUGAGGACUACUGGUUCACGUUCGCCCCCACCGUCAAGCAGGCCACCCUACGCACCCUUCUUGACAUCGGUGCACGAGACAACAUGGAGAUUGACUCCAUGGACCUUCGACGACCGGAUAACGGUCUGAAGCAGGCACCACGAGAAUGGCAUGCGAAGCUGUUUGCCACUCUCCAGUCCCUUGGCUUCUCUGCCUCCCACUCCGAUGCCAGCCUCUUCAUCCGCUCUUCCCCCAGUCGCUUUUUCAUCUCGGUCUACGUUGACGACAUGAUCCUGCUGGCGGAUUCCAGGGCCGACAUGGACCAGAUGAAGCGGUCCCUCCAGGAACGUCUCAAGUGCAAGGACCUCGGCCCACUGCAGAACUAUCUCGGCAUGGCUAUCACCCGUGAUCGAUCCGCCCGCACCAUCACUCUCUCCCAGUCCCACUACAUCGGCCAGGUCCUGGAGAAGUUCGAGAUGGCGCAGGCCAAACCAGUCUCCACCCCCCUCCCCUUCGGUCACCAACUUGCGCCACCCACCUCCCCCUCCACCUCCUCCCGGCCCUACGCCGAGCUCGUUGGGUCGCUGAUGUACGCGAUGAUGUGCACCCGCCCAGGGGAAGCAGAGAAGGGGAUGGGGGGAAGCAGGGGAACGGGAUGGGGGGAAGCAGAGAAGGGGAUGGGGGGAAGCAGAGGAACGGGAUGGGGGGAAGCAGAGAAGGGGAUGGGGGGAAGCAGGGAAGGGGAUACGGGGAAACAAGGUAGGGAAUGGAGGGAAGCAGGGAACGGGAUGGGGGGAAGCAGGGAACGGGAUGGGGGGAAGCAGAGAAGGGGAUGGGGGGAAGCAGGGAAGGGGAUACGGGGAAACAGGGUAGGGAAUGGGGGGAAGCAGGGAACGGGAUAG
This is a messenger RNA of Closterium sp. Yama58-4, 1731 nucleotides long. The record is from the annotation of a GenBank genome assembly. Lineage: Eukaryota; Viridiplantae; Streptophyta; Zygnematophyceae; Desmidiales; Closteriaceae.